This is a messenger RNA of Talaromyces marneffei, 519 nucleotides long. RefSeq lists its product as uncharacterized. NCBI's taxonomy places the organism in Eukaryota, Fungi, Ascomycota, Eurotiomycetes, Eurotiales, Trichocomaceae. The coding region runs from base 1 to 519 and encodes 172 amino acids. The record is from RefSeq and is a predicted model, not a curated record. The transcript has 4 exons.
AUGAGCAUGUUCCCUGACCCACGACGUAUCGUCACUGGCCACGAUGACAAAGGCCGGUCUAUUGUCGUAGCAGAUAGUACCAUUACCUGCGAACCAACGCCAGUCAAAUGUAACUUCGCUGUUCUCUAUGAAACACAUCAAUUUCCAGCAUCUAACAAUGAGUGGGUCGAUCCGAUUACUACACGGACAACUGACUUGUCCAACAAGGACGGUGUUGUAUUGAGAGUGGUUGAUUUUCCACCUAACACGGCUACAAUAUAUCACCGCACCGUGUCACUUGAUUUUGGCAUCCUACAUGAAGGGGAAAUUACUUGCCAUCUUGAUGACGGAGUCCGAAUCGACAUGAAAGCCGGGGAUGUAUGCGUUCAACGAGGCACCAUCCACGGAUGGACAAACUACACAGACAAACCCGCAAGAGUUUACUUCAUCUUGACCGCUGCGGAACCUGUUAAGAUCAAUGGACAGGAGCUGGGAAGUGACGGCUUCAAGCGGGAGGAAGUAGAGUCGGGUGGUAAAUAA